AUGGGUGCAUUAAACAAAGAAAGUUAUGUUGUUUUGGGUUGCAUAGGGAUUCGUCUCUUUGUUUCGUUGCUAUUCCCUUCGUUGCAGCAUCAACUGGAUCAAGCCGUGGAGUUCUCCACCCCAAUGACCUCUUUUAAGUCGUUAUACGAGGGUAUCUACCUUCUAAAGAACCAUAUUCAAGUGUACGACGGAGGUGUGGUACAUCACCCUGUGUUAUUGGUAUGGUUCUUCUCACAAAUCCCAUCCGAAUUUCUCAUAGAUUUGCUUUAUGCAUUUAUCGAUGGGAUAAUUGGGUACCAAUUGAUACAAAUAACAAAAUAUCUAAGGAAAUGUACUAUUCCAUGUUGGGUUGUCGGGGCUGUGUAUGCAUUAAACCCUUUGGUUUUGCUAUCAUGUGUGAGUAGAUCUUCUAUAAUAUUCACUAACCUCUUUAUUUCGUCGGCACUUCUGUAUGUGUUACAGGGAAAUAUCUUAAUAACAGCUGCCUGUAUUGCCAUUGCUGGAUACUUAUCCGUGUACCCAACAUUACUAUUGAUUCCAUUAUUAAAUAUGGUUAGGACAACAAACAGAAAGGUGUUGACCCUUGUAAUCAGUCUGUUAACUUGGCAAAUACUAUUAUUAUUGAGUUACAAUGUGAAUGGGCAUGACUGGAAUUUUUUGAGUGCCACAUACGGCGAACUAAUAACUUUUGGGAAAGUAUUCCCCAAUUUAGGCUUAUGGUGGUAUUUUUUCGUUGAAAUGUUUGAUGCUUUCAUCCCAUUUUUCAAAGCAGUCUUUAACCUCUUUUUAUUCAGUUUUAUCAUUCCCCUAACUUUAAGGUUCCACAAACAAUCACUAUAUGCAUUUGUCUUAUGUAUUGGGUGGAUUGUAUUAAUGAAACCAUAUCCAACGUUAGGUGAUAGUGGGUUCUUCUUAUCAUUCAUUCCAUUUUUUAGUCCUGUGUUUGGGUAUUUAAGAUACCCCAUAUUUUCAUCCUUAUUAUUGCUACAUGGUAUAUUAUUGUCCCCAAUUUUUUACCAUUUAUGGAUUGAUCUUGGUUCAGGAAAUAGUAAUUUCUUUUAUGCCAUUUCAUUAGUGUAUGCUCUCGGGCUAGCUUCCAUAUUGGCCGACUUAACUUGGGCAUUAUUAAGAUACGAGUACGAUGAUGGAAAACCAAAUUAUAAGACUAAACUAACUCAAAUAUAG
This is a messenger RNA of Naumovozyma castellii, 1185 nucleotides long. It is a transcript of the gene GAB1, whose product is annotated as GPI-anchor transamidase subunit GAB1. The transcript has a single exon. The record is from RefSeq and is a predicted model, not a curated record. The coding region runs from base 1 to 1185 and encodes 394 amino acids. Lineage: Eukaryota; Fungi; Ascomycota; Saccharomycetes; Saccharomycetales; Saccharomycetaceae.